Molecule: messenger RNA, 1086 nt
Organism: Mixia osmundae IAM 14324
Lineage: Eukaryota; Fungi; Basidiomycota; Mixiomycetes; Mixiales; Mixiaceae
Exons: 4
Coding region: 221-994 (257 amino acids)
Biological process (GO): base-excision repair
Cellular component (GO): nucleus
Molecular function (GO): DNA binding; catalytic activity
Source: RefSeq, a predicted model, not a curated record
GAAGUCGACAAAAAAUAGACAAAUCGCCUUUUACUAUUUGUCUCGUGCCGCGCAUCUUCACAGAGCCAUUAUCGACUCUUUGACAUCUCUUCUUGAGAAUCCGUCUUUUUGCGCAGACUCUAGGUGACCUCUUCUCGGCCGAUUGGAUGCAGAGCGCUUUUUGGGAGGAUUUUGCGAAACGGACCCGGCGACUUUUUUGACGCGCCUCGACCGAGGAUCGAUGAGUGAAGCAUCUGCGCCUAGACGACGUAGUACUCGCUUGCAGGCGGCAACAUCAAAUGAACCUUCGAUAGCGCUCGGUCAGCGCAAUGAGCCCACAACGCCGAAAGCUAACAAGCGGAGGAAGCUUGCAAACACGGCAUUGCCGCUGUCACCCUUUGUUGGCCACUUUACACCUAGCAAGCUCAGGACCGAUGAAGCCAAAUUCGGUCUGAUACAAGAGAGGAUGGCGCCCGAUAUUUGGAAGAUGCUCAUUGCUACUUGCCUGCUCAAUCAGACUUCCGGACGAGCAGCAGUACCUGUGCUGUAUCAAAUACUCGAGCGAUGGCCAACUGCGCAUGCACUUGCAGCGGCAGACCUGCAGGAGCUCACGCAAGUCAUCUACCCGAUCGGGCUCUACAAUCGACGAGCACGUAUGCUCAUCAGGUUUUCUCAGACUUAUGUGGACGAGCCGCCGACGGAAGGCAUCUUGUCGUGUAACAAGUCUGAUCGAGCGUAUGUGCCAACGAUGAUCAGUCACUAUCCUGGCGUUGGACGAUACGCACUCGACUCGUACCGCAUCUUCAUCGAGAACGCCAACUCAUCAGAGCCAAGCUGGAGAAGCGUUUUGCCGCUCGACAAGGAGCUCAAAAAGUAUCUCGAGUGGCGAUGGGCGCUAGAGGGAAAAGCUUGGGAUCCUCAGAAGGGCGUCACCGGAGACUUGUCUGUAGCCCAGCAGGAAGUAUUCCACGUUGCCCAGCUCGAGAGAGCUUCGCGAUAUUGGUCGAAGGAGUGACGACACGGACUCGCUGCAUGACGCGAUGACGCGCUGUUGUAAAUCAUCCUCCGCAUUGCACUUCGCUUUGGAGACACUCCUUGUCAAGAGCC